ACCUUUCAAACACAAAAGAUCUCUCUCUUUCUCUUGUCUUUAUAUAUUACACUAUAUUCACUUCCAUUUCCAUUCUCAAUACAAUACUCUUCUUCCUCCUUCACUCUAUCAUCCAUUCACAACACAGCACACAUUUAACAAGCCUGGCUUUAGAGAGAGAAAGCUAGAGAGACUGUAACAAAAAUGGCAGCAGCAGGUGAUAAGGUGGUGGAGACUGUAAUUGUAGGUAAUUAUGUGGAGAUGGAAACUGAAGGUGAACCCAAGAACAUGAAAGCUAAAUUUUCUCAGUUCUUGUGGCAUGGUGGUUCUGUUUAUGAUGCUUGGUUUAGUUGUGCUUCUAAUCAGGUGGCCCAAGUUCUGCUCACACUGCCCUACUCAUUUUCACAACUUGGAAUGUUAUCAGGAAUUAUGUUUCAGCUCUUCUAUGGAGUCAUGGGUAGCUGGACUGCUUAUCUUAUUAGCAUUCUUUACGUUGAGUUCAGAACCAGAAAAGAACGAGAAAAAGUUGACUUCAGAAACCAUGUCAUUCAGUGGUUUGAAGUUCUUGAUGGACUGCUUGGAAAACAUUGGAGGAACGUGGGUUUGGCAUUUAACUGCACAUUUCUUCUCUUUGGUUCGGUCAUUCAGCUCAUAGCUUGUGCAAGCAAUAUAUAUUACAUAAAUGAUAAUCUGGACAAGAGGACAUGGACAUAUAUAUUCGGUGCUUGUUGUGCAACGACAGUGUUUAUUCCGUCGUUUCAUAACUACAGAAUCUGGUCAUUUCUUGGCCUUGUUAUGACUACUUACACUGCUUGGUAUCUUACCAUUGCUUCUCUCCUCCAUGGCCAGGUGGAGGGAGUAAAGCAUUCAGGUCCAACAAAGAUGGUGCUAUAUUUUACUGGGGCCACAAACAUUCUCUACACAUUCGGGGGACAUGCUGUUACUGUGGAAAUAAUGCAUGCAAUGUGGAAGCCACAGAAGUUCAAGGCCAUAUACUUAAUAGCUACAGUGUAUGUGCUGACACUGACACUGCCCUCCGCAGCAGCAGUUUAUUGGGCAUUUGGAGACUUGCUUCUUAAUCACUCCAAUGCUUUUGCUCUCUUCCCUAAAUCUCCUUCCAGGGACAUGGCUGUCAUUUUAAUGCUCAUCCACCAGUUUAUAACAUUUGGGUUUGCAUGCACACCACUCUACUUUGUAUGGGAGAAAGCAAUAGGAAUGCAUGAAUGCAAGAGCUUAUGCAAAAGAGCAGCAGCCAGAUUACCUGUGGUCAUUCCUAUCUGGUUCCUUGCAAUCAUCUUCCCAUUCUUUGGUCCCAUCAACUCCACCGUUGGAUCACUUCUUGUUAGCUUCACUGUCUACAUUAUUCCUGCUCUGGCCCACAUGUUUACCUUCAAAUCAGCUGCUGCAAGAGAGAAUGCAGUGGAGCAGCCACCAAAAUAUUUAGGGAGAUGGGUAGGGACGUACGUGAUGAAUAUAUUUGUAGUGGUGUGGGUGCUCAUCGUUGGAUUUGGAUUCGGUGGAUGGGCAAGUUUGACCAAUUUCAUUCACCAAAUUGAUACAUUUGGCCUCUUUACUAAGUGUUACCAAUGUCCGUCGCCGGUUAUGCCGCCGCCUCUUCCGCCGCACCUGAAUGUCACUGCAGCGGCUCCUUCUCCUCUCCACCACCUCACCAACCAUACCACUCACCGCCCUUGAUUUUGGAUAAAACUUGCUAAUCAAAGUUUCGUCAAGGCAUUUUUGCGUUUGCUAGACAAUGGACGGAGAGGAGAAGAUGAAAGAAAAUUGUGCAAAUGUUUGUGGGAAGUGAUGACGAUCGUUAUGAAUUCAUACACAUAUAUAAUCCAUCACCUUUGUCUUUUUUUUUUUUAGCUUAGAGAGUUUGUAUGGACUUCAUUUAAAGAGAAAAAAAAAUAACAAUUUAUGAAGUAUUAUGGAAAUUUUGUACUUUUUAGCUA
Messenger RNA from Mercurialis annua (annual mercury), 1934 nucleotides. Its product is annotated as auxin transporter-like protein 5. The transcript is spliced from 8 exons. Gene Ontology annotation, cellular component: plasma membrane. The coding region runs from base 184 to 1674 and encodes 496 amino acids. The record is from RefSeq and is a predicted model, not a curated record. NCBI's taxonomy places the organism in Eukaryota, Viridiplantae, Streptophyta, Magnoliopsida, Malpighiales, Euphorbiaceae.